AGUAGCCGUCGCAUAGAUGACGUAAUUUUUCUGUGACAAACUGCCCGGACUUGUUUACAAACGCUCUGGCCAAGCAGGGCUUUACGAAAAUGACGGACCAGAAAGCAGAGAAUAUUAGCUCUAUUCCCAUCGACGAGUUCAGUAAUUUAAGAAUCACAUCCAUAUGGACGUUUCUCACGUCUGUGCAGUGGUCGGAGUCAUGGCUGAUCGGUCUGUUGGUGUUUCAUGUUGUGUGUCUGUUUCUGACCGUGGUUACGUGCAGGUACUACAGAGCUCAGAUUUGUCACUUCCUGCUCAUGGUUGGUCUGGUGUACAGUGCUGAAUAUUUAAAUGAGCUGGCAGCCAUGAACUGGAGGUCCUUUUCUAAUUUCCAGUACUUUGAUUCCAAGGGCAUGUUCAUAUCUUUGGUGUACUCUAUUCCUCUUCUGCUGAAUACAGUUAUGAUUGUGGUGGUGUGGGUGUACAGGACAUUUUCCACUAUGACUGAGCUGAAGACACUCCAGCUCAAGCAAAAGGCCCGCAGAGCGAAGAGGGAGAAGAAUGACUGAUUCCUCUCCCUGCGUACGAAUGGGCUCCAUUGGGAGGCAUUAAGAGUCAAUGUAUUGGCCUUGCUAAUCCUGAAUUUUGGAGGAAGAAGGUAGAUUCCUUCUUCCAUGACCAUAAAUGCAUUGUUCGUUGAUGUUGGUUACAACUGGGUGUUUGUUUCUGGUGAAGACUUUUGAAAGAUGCCGGAAAAAUACUUACUUUAUGAUAUAAAUGGACCACAGGAAAUUUACUGUUUUUCGUAUGUAAUGUUGUUUUAAAAAUGUUGAAAUGCACAAAGAAAGAACGUGUCUUAAAAUUACUUUCAUGAUUUCGAGAGCUCUUAAGUUAGAUUUAAGACGCCUGAAGGGUGUUAUAUGUAUCAGGGAAAAAGGAGGAAAAAUAACUUUGUUAUCAUGCUGUCAUUAUUAUUUAUGUAAGGAGAACUACAGGUCAGGCAUAAAUCCAUAACUGGUUAUUAUCUGUCUAAGAUGACGGAAGAGUUUAUUGACAAAAAUUGCCUCAGCAUUUGUUUUGCAUCUUGUUGUAAAGCCAUGACGUAUUUAGUUUAUUAAAUAAAUCCUCAGCAGGCCACUGUGGUCUAAACUCAAAUCCAAAUACAUUAGUGUAGUGCUCUCUUUACUUGUGCCCAGAAUGAGUCAAACUUGUCUGCUGUUGUUUCUCUAACUGCUGGCAACAGCAAUCAUUUUCAGCAAGAAAGGAGUUCAGACUCAAAGUAUAAAUCCUUUGCCCUCUUUGCCUGUUAUGGCACUAUGAAUCCAAAUGGUUUGCAUUGCAUUUGCAUUGAAUAUCUGUGUAUUAAAUCAAAUCUGUGGCUCUA
Messenger RNA from Gasterosteus aculeatus aculeatus (three-spined stickleback), 1363 nucleotides. It is a transcript of the gene tmem18, whose product is annotated as transmembrane protein 18. The record is from RefSeq and is a predicted model, not a curated record. Gene Ontology annotation, cellular component: nuclear membrane. NCBI's taxonomy places the organism in Eukaryota, Metazoa, Chordata, Actinopteri, Perciformes, Gasterosteidae.